AGCACCUUCUAAAGCACCUUCCUUUCAAGCUAUGGUCUUCCUCAGCAGCUGCCAUGCAGAACCAAACUAGGGUGACUGAAUUCAUCCUUCUGGGCUUCACUGACAUUUUGGAGCUCCAGAUCACCCUCUUUGCUGUUCUCCUUGUCACCUACCUCUUGACCCUAGCAGGGAACCUUCUCAUCAUCUCCAUCACUUUGCUGGAUCACCGUCUCCACAGCCCCAUGUAUUUCUUCCUCCGGAAUUUUUCCCUCUUGGAAAUCAGUUUUACCACCGUCAUUAUUCCCAAGAUGCUCAACGAUCUCCUUGCUACAAAGAAGACCAUCACAAUGAAUGCUUGUUUCAUCCAGUUAUUCUUUUAUUUCUUCCUGGGAAUUGCAGAAUUCUUUCUCCUGGCUGCAAUGUCGUUUGAUCGGUAUGUGGCCAUCUGUAGCCCACUCCGCUACACUAUCAUUAUGAACAACAGACUUUGCAUUCAGCUAGUGGUGAGCUGUUGGCUGGGCAGCUUUGUCUUUGUCUUCCUAACCACUGUCUUCAUCACACGCCUGCCAUUCUGUGGUCCCAAUGUCAUUGACCAUUUCUUCUGUGACAACUCACCACUUCUCAAGUUGGCCUGUGCUGACACCCUGCUCAUUGAGCUAAUCGACUUCAUUUUGGCAGUCAUUAUCUUACUAGGUACUUUGGCCAUUACCACCACCUCAUACAUCAAGAUUAUCUUCACUGUGCUUCGCCUCCCAUCUGCUAAGGAGCGGCAGAGAGCCUUCUCCACCUGUUCCUCCCAUAUUAUUGUUGUCACUAUGUUCUAUGGCAGCUGCAUCUUCAUGUAUGUGAGGCCUUCGCAAAGCAAAGGGAUUAACCUCAACAAGGGGGUAUCCAUUCUCAACACUGUGGUCACCCCAUUGUUGAACCCCUUCAUAUACAGCCUCAGGAACAAGCAAGUACAGCAAGUGGUAAGUGAUGCUAGGAAGAAGGUCUUUCCUAAGAAACUGGGAAUCUGGUGGAGGAAAGAAAGGGGAGGUGUAGACCAACACAGUGGCUGA
This is a messenger RNA of Hemicordylus capensis (graceful crag lizard), 1037 nucleotides long. Its product is annotated as olfactory receptor 49-like. Bases 54 to 1037 code for a protein of 327 amino acids. The transcript is spliced from 2 exons. Gene Ontology annotation, cellular component: membrane. The record is from RefSeq and is a predicted model, not a curated record. Gene Ontology annotation, biological process: G protein-coupled receptor signaling pathway. Lineage: Eukaryota; Metazoa; Chordata; Lepidosauria; Squamata; Cordylidae. Gene Ontology annotation, molecular function: olfactory receptor activity; G protein-coupled receptor activity.